CGCUACCCAGCGAAUCAAGUCAUUCCUUCAGAGUCGAAGUGCCAUCAAGGAGACGAGACAAGGAAUUCUGAAGUAGGAAUCCAGUGCUAAUCAUCAUCAGACCAGAUUAGCUCAUCAUUAUUCUCAAGAAAGAGUACUGAGUGAAUUUUGCGUCUCAGAUCAGCCAGGCAGCAGCUUUAUCAGUCUCAAUCAAACAUCCCAACAUUAGAGAAGAAUGGCCAAGCAGAAAAUUAUGAUGGGAUUCUGUCUGCUUUUUGCAGCCAUCUGUAACUCCGCGUCAAGUGAUGAAUGGAAGGCCACUGUUGUAAAAAGCAUUGAUGCUCUGGUUGGAUCCUGUGUUGUGGUACCAUGUUUAUUCUCCCAUACUGGAGGAAACCUGCCCACGUCCAGACUCAGAGGAAUCUGGCAUGAAAAAAAUGACAAAAAAAUAAACAUCUAUCAAGAGGAUUAUACACUGAUUAAGGACAGCUUUAAGGGCCGAACAAGGCUGGUGGGAGAGCUGGGUCAGAACAACUGCACCUUAGAAAUAACUGGAGUUAAAGAUCAUGACAACGGCCCUUUCUGUUUCCGGGUUGAACUAGUGCAAACAGAAAACAAUGACCCCACCAAGGACAUGUUCUCCUUUGUUGAAGACUGCGUUGAGUUGAACAUGAUCACUGAGCCUCCAAAGCCUACAUUGAUCCAACCAAAGACAGCCACUCAAGGAGAGCCCUACACUGUCACCUGUUCAGUCAUCCACACCUGCCCCACUCAUGUUCCUAAACUCACAUGGAAUCUGGAUAGUACAAAGGUCAUUGUGCAUCAUAAAGAUAUUAAACAUGGAAACUGGGAGACACAGUCCAUCCUGACAUUCAUUCCUGAGGAGAAGGAUGACAACAGCGAGAUAACCUGCACUGCUGAAUUUAAUGGAGGGCAAACAUCACCUGAAACUUUCACACUCCAUGUAAAACGUGUAGAGAACUAUAAUCACAUCAUCAUUCCCUCUGUGGUGGGGAUUGGUACCACUGUGGCCUUUGUACUCGCCUGCAUUUUCAUGACUAAAAAAUACAAGAAACGCAUUGAAGAGCUUCAAAGUCGAGAUGGCAGCAUGUGGAAUCGGCUGUCGAGGAUGUCUCGCAGGAUUCGUUCUGGAGCAGGACCAUCUCGUUCGGAUCAAAGGUCUAUUUGGAGCAGAUUUUCAAGAAGGCCUAAAGGGGACAUAGUAGAUUUUGGUCAUAGUCCAAACAAUGUGAAUUCGAAAUCCUGUGAUAACCAGAAAGUCACAAAACCUCGUUUCCCAUCUCCCAAAAGCCAGCCCAAAUCUUACAAUUACAAAGAGGACCCUGAUGAAGGUGAUGACUACAUUAAUACUGCAGACCUCAACAUCUAUGGAAACAUCUGAAAAACAAACAAAAAAAGAAGAAUAAAAGCCAGCAAUUAAUGUUCUAAUAAAUUUAAACAAGUAUAAAACAAAUCUAUGUGCACUCUUUAUGAUCACUUAUCCUUGGGAUUUCUCGUGCAUGUUUCUUGUGAUGAUGUCUUCUGUCCAUUAAUUACUAUAAUCCUGUAAUUUAUGUUUGUGUGGUGUAACAAAUGCUUGUAUCCAUAAUUCUGCAAAAUAAUAUUUGUAAAAAUGCUACUCAUGUUUUGGCUGAAUAAAUCAACAUGAACCUUUUUUUUAAA
Molecule: messenger RNA, 1662 nt
Organism: Neolamprologus brichardi
Lineage: Eukaryota; Metazoa; Chordata; Actinopteri; Cichliformes; Cichlidae
Product: myelin-associated glycoprotein-like
Source: RefSeq, a predicted model, not a curated record